Messenger RNA from Neodiprion fabricii, 2899 nucleotides. Its product is annotated as glucose dehydrogenase [FAD, quinone]-like. Lineage: Eukaryota; Metazoa; Arthropoda; Insecta; Hymenoptera; Diprionidae. Bases 16 to 1800 code for a protein of 594 amino acids. Gene Ontology annotation, molecular function: ecdysone oxidase activity; flavin adenine dinucleotide binding. The record is from RefSeq and is a predicted model, not a curated record. The transcript is spliced from 11 exons.
ACUUGUUUUUUCGAAAUGAUUUUCAUACUCAAGUACUCCGUUUUUAUUAUUUACGGAAUUUUGAUAUUUUUUUUUGUAAAUUUUCUCAAAUUUGCACAUAUUUAUGAUAAAUACUUCAACUGGUCCUACAAUGAUAUGGAGAAUUCAAAACUCUAUGAUUAUGUUAUCGUCGGUGCUGGCAGUGCUGGGUCUGUAAUAGCUGCCAGAUUGUCCAAAGCUGGGGAGAAAACUUUGCUAUUGGAAGCAGGUGGUGCAGUUCCUCCAUUCUUGAAUAUCCCUGUACUAACUCCGUUAUUGCAACAGUCUGUCUUUGACUGGCAGCAUGUGACCGUUCCACAAAAACAUGCUUGCAAAGGACUAAUCAAUAAUCAAAGCAAGUGGCCGAUGGGAAAAAUCUUAGGAGGAUCGGGUAGACUAAAUUAUAUGGCUUACGUUCGUGGUCACAUCGCUGAUUACACUAAUUGGUUCCCCGAUCUUGAGGAGUCCGUAGACAAAGAAACCAGUUCUUUGAAUGUACAUUGUGAUAAUUGGUAUACUGAUUUGUCGGACGCUAUAUUGAACGGAGCUGCAGAACUGGGACAAAACGUUGGAAAUAUAAACAGAGAUCUAAACAUUGGAUUCAUGAAAGUGGAAUUGACCUCAAAGGAUGGAGAGAGAUGGAGUACCGACAGAUUGUUACACAGGGAUAUUGAAAAAUUAACUGUUAUCGCUAAUGCUCAUGUUAAUAAGGUUUUAUUGAAAGAAAAGAAAGCCGUUGGAGUUGAAUUUGAGAAACUGGGUACUCAGCUAAAGGCCUUCGCCACAAAGGGGGUCAUACUCUGCGCAGGAGCAGUUGGCACUCCAAAGCUAUUGAUGCUGUCUGGAAUAGGUCCGAGAGACCAUCUUAAAGGUCUAAAGAUCAAGGUAGUGCAAAAUUUACCCGUGGGUCAGAAUUUGGUGGAUCAUAUUCUUACUGGUCUCGAUUUGGUCGUGCUCAAUACAACCUUACCACUGAACAUAUUGAAUGUUCUAAAUCCUCUGUCAGCAUUCAACUACUUCUUUCACGGCAAAGGGCCGUGGACAUCAGCGGGUAUCGAAGUUGUCGGUACAUUGCACAGCACUAAAUCAAAUCGAAAACUAGAUCCUCCAGAUAUACAAUUGAUGGUAAUGCCAGUUGGAAUAUCUCAAGACGGUGGUAUAGCAUUGAGAAAAAUCAUGGGCAUAUCAGACGAGGUAUUUCGUGAUUAUUUUUCUCCACUGACUCACGAAACAGCUGUCAGCAUAUUACCGGUUUUAUUACAUCCAAAAAGUUCCGGGGAGAUCAGAUUACAAAGUUCUGAUCCAGCUGCUCCCCCCAUUAUCGAUCCAAAGUAUCUUUCCGUUCAGGAAGACGUGGAAGUUCUAAUAGACGGUAUACAAUUCGUGAAAAAAUUGAUCAGAACAAGAGCGAUGCAGAAACUGGGCGCGACUCUUUACACAAAACAUUACCCAAGCUGCAAGGAAUUUUCAUUUGACACUUCAGAAUAUUGGGAAUGUUACGUUAGACAUGUCACUUUGACAUCUUAUCAUCCUGCAGGAACCUGUCGUAUUGGUAGCGUUGUAGAUGAAUUUUUCAGGGUCUAUAGUACUGAAAAUCUCUACGUAGUUGAUGCGUCGGUACUUCCAGUAUUACCAAGUGGCAAUAUCAAUGCCGUAGUUGUAAUGUGCGCCGAAAAAGCAGCUCGAUUAUUGAUUAACAAAAAGUUUCUGAAGCAGAGAUCGCAGUGUCAUAUGACAGAUUUUAUCCAAUACUUAUUCUAUGCGUCUCAGGUCAAGAACUGAGUCUUAGAUAGUUUUAUUAAUUUUUAGGAAUCAACAUGCAACUGUAAAUAUUAUAAUAAUGACAGCUGUAAUCAAUUCACUUCUACAUUUUGUAUAUUAUAUUCUCAUCAGAUACAUGGUGGAAAUUGUUAACAUACCGCAUUGAGCACUUUUACAAUAAUAAUAAUAAUAAUAAUAAUAUUAAUAAUAUUAAUAAUAAUUCAUUAUCGUAAAAUUACAACGUAAAUUUUACAACCUUCACCUUUAGUGGUGAUUUCGUUAUUUUUCUUCAACACACCUACACCCAUAGUAUGUCUAUUGUAUUACGGAGACAAAUGAUUCGAUUUAUCGUGUUGCCAAACAUCGAACUUGUCAAAGAUUGAAACACGUUUGUGUCAUUACGAUAAUACAAUGCUUGCAGCAUAAUGACUUUUUUUUUGAGCGAAAUAUUUUCACUAGAUUCCAAGACGGAUUGCAUAUAUAAUAGUUAUUUUUGAUAAACAUAGUAAAAAUUCUUAUCCGAAUCUCUUCAUUAGUAUUGCUUUUUCAAGUGGGUUUAAUACAAUGAUAUUGAAUAUACAGUAUUGCCUUGUUAAGAAUUGAAUAAAAUUAUCGUACGUGAUAAUGGAGACUCAAGGAACGAGAGACAAAUAAAUUCCUCAAAAAUAUAAAUCAUGCAGGUGUUGAAUACCCAAGGGUCGAUAAUCCACAUACUAUAAUAUAUAUAUAUAUUAAAAAUGUUUAGUAUAUUAAAAAGAAAAUUCAGUUGACCAGAAAUUAAUUCUAAAAUAUUAUACUACGCAAUAAUUAUUAUUACAUUGUCAAAUUGCUAUAUAGAUUAUAAGGCCACUAAGUAAUUAUUAAAUGAUUUCUUUCUAUUCUUUUUCUUUUAUUUUCUUUUUCUUUUUUCCUUCAUUUGGUUCACAUUAUUUUCAAGGCAUAAAAUGGCACACGUUACAUUGUAGGGAUAUACGUAUAAUAUAGUAUAAUAGUAAAAUGUACGUUAAUUUAUCCUGUUUGUUAAUUAAGUACAAUCUUUGAUCUCAAAUGACUGCAAUAUUAUUCUUAAAUAUUAAUUUAUAAAUAUUUUUAUCGCUGGACGGAUUCUUAAAGGCGUGAA